Messenger RNA from Staurois parvus, 743 nucleotides. The record is from the annotation of a GenBank genome assembly. Lineage: Eukaryota; Metazoa; Chordata; Amphibia; Anura; Ranidae.
GGACACAGUGGAGACAAGUGGAAGGAUUGGCAGAUAGGGGUGGAGGACACUGAAUGGAGGCCAGUGGACGGAUUGGCAGAGAGGGAUGGAGGACACAGUGGAGACCAGUGGAGGGAUUGACAGAGAGGGAUGGAGGACACAGUGGAGACCAGUGGAGGGAUUGAUAGAGAGGGAUGGAGGACACAGUGGAGACCAGUGGAGGGAUUGACAGACAGGGCUUGUUCAUGGAGUGGAGACCAGUGGAAGGAUUGGCAGAGAGGGAUGGAGGACACAGUGGAGACCAGUGGAGGGAUUGGCAGAGAGGGAUGGAGGACACAGUGGAGACCAGUGGAGGGAUUGGCAGAGAGGGAUGGAGGACACAGUGGAGGCCAGUGGAGGGAUUGGCAGAGAGGGAUGGAGGACACAGUGGAGACCAGUGGAAGGAUUGGCAGAGAGGGAUGGAGGACACAGUGGAGACCAGUGGAGGGAUUGACAGAGAGGGAUGGAGGACACAGUGGAGACCAGUGGAGGGAUUGGCAGAGAGGGAUGGAGGACACAGUGCAGACCAGUGGAAGGAUUGGCAGAGAGGGAUGGAGGACACAGUGGAGACCAGUGGAGGGAUUGACAGAGAGGGAUGGAGGACACAGUGGAGACCAGUGGAGGGACUGAUAGAGAGGGAUGGAGGACACAGUGGAGACCAGUGGUGGGAUUGACAGAGAGGGAUGGAGGACACAGUGGAGACCAGUGGAGGGAUUGACAGACAG